CCACCUUCCUUACACUUUACAAACACAGCCUUCUAAGUCCCAAGUAACUUUUUUUCUUCAGUCACAAUGUUAAUGGCUCUCUUCAAUUUCAGAAUCGGACGAUCAUCGGCAGAAAACGAAUCCCCAUCGCCGUCCCACUACCAUGCAGCCGUUUUGCCACCCGAACUGCCGAUUCAAAACUGCGUUGUUUCGCCAUACUACCACCACCUGAGUGGACUCCACUGGCGUGACCGUCGGGUACUAUACACGGCCUCCUUGUUGUUAUUAGCCGCCUUGUUGUUCAUCUUCUGGCCGUCCGAUCCCGAAGUUAAGAUCGCACGGUUGCACGUAAACCACAUGCAAGUUCACACAGCUCCGAUCGUAGCAGUGGAUAUAUCUUUGGUGAUGACUUUGAAAGUGAGGAAUUGGGAUGUGUAUUCAAUGGAUAUCACCAGGUUCGAGGUGGCGGUAGGGUACAGAGGGAAGACACUGGGGCACGUGACAUCGGAGCACGGUCACGUGAGGGCGAGGGGUUCGUCGUACGUGGAGGCAGUGCUUGAGCUUAACGGGGUUGAGGUGUUUUCCGACGUCGUUUAUAUGCUGGAAGAUUUGGCUAGAGGGACUGUUCCCUUUGAUACUGUUACGCAAGUUGUGGGCUGGCUUGGCUUUUCAUUCGUUAAAUUCCCUUUGAAGGCAAAAAUAUUAUGUGAAAUUGUGAUAAAUAGAACCAAUCAAGCUAUCAUCCGUCAAAAUUGUUACCAUUCAGAAAUGGACUUGGAAACAGUAGGUGGAUAUCCGAAAUGAACUCGAAUGUGGACCGGAUUGGAUUUGCAUUGGAACAGUGCUGUGGAAGCUGAAAGGUUCAUCAGUGUUGCAGAGCUGUAAAUAUUGAAAGCGUGUUUGAAUACAUACAUAUACAUAUAUAAAUGAUUUUGAUGCAAUGAUGAAUGUUUAUAAAUUGGAUUUUUCCUAUAAUUUUAUGGGUAUUUAAUAGUAAAAUGAAUCCCAUUUAUACCAAAAGUUACAUAGUUCAAUCAAAGGAUUAUUACCAUUUCAAUCACAAAUGCCAAAUGGAUUGAAUUCUUCUAAGUAAUUAUGUUGAGUCAGUCCCACAUAGGCUGGUGAAUAAGAUGAGAACCCUUGCACAUGUUAUAAAAGGAGAGAGAAUGCGCAAGGUGAAGGCAUCUUUGCGCUUGGGGCAAUGACGCAGCUAAUGAGGUUCUAACCGAGGCGCGUCUAUUGCUGGUUGAAAACUAUUUCCAAACCCCCUCUUAGACCUGGGUUCAGCCUUGGCCUUCGAGAAUUUCUGGAAGGGCUCCCUUCGGGGUAAAGCCCUACAA
Molecule: messenger RNA, 1319 nt
Organism: Gossypium raimondii (Peruvian cotton)
Lineage: Eukaryota; Viridiplantae; Streptophyta; Magnoliopsida; Malvales; Malvaceae
Exons: 3
Coding region: 67-783 (238 amino acids)
Cellular component (GO): plasma membrane
Source: RefSeq, a predicted model, not a curated record